This is a messenger RNA of Lycium ferocissimum, 1055 nucleotides long. Its product is annotated as calcium-binding protein KRP1-like. NCBI's taxonomy places the organism in Eukaryota, Viridiplantae, Streptophyta, Magnoliopsida, Solanales, Solanaceae. Bases 643 to 984 code for a protein of 113 amino acids. Gene Ontology annotation, molecular function: calcium ion binding. The transcript has a single exon. The record is from RefSeq and is a predicted model, not a curated record.
AGAUAUACACUGAAUAAAACGUGUCAAGUUUAGAGAAUCCCAAAUAUUCUACCUAAAUAAAACAUAAAAAAUACCUAGAUGGUGACCAUACCAAAUGAAUAACCUACAUAUAUAUUAGGAAACUCUACUUCAAUAUCUAAAACUUUAUUAUUAUUUUGUAAGGGAAGAUGCUCUCCAUGACAUAUAGAAUCCUCCCAAAAGAAAAAAUAAAAUAAAAUAAAAUUAGCGUGGUACCCUCCAUGCAACUUCCAGGAAAUGUUGCCUCAACUGUUAUUUGCCAGCAACCACAAUUCUAUCCUCAUUCUCCCUCAGCUUCCUUCUCUUUUAUGUACCUUCCUUCAAUUUGCAUCUUCUUGGGCUCUUUCCACCAAAAUUUCCUCUAGAUUCUUCUCCUAUUUAUAUAUAAAUAUCCCUUUGUAUCCAUCACAAUUCAUCAUCAUCUUUUCUAUAAUUAUCUAUAUCCAUCCUAAGUCUACAUCCAAGAAUACUUUGCUUCAACAGGAUAGUAAGGAGGUUCAAUUGAAUUCCUUUCGUUGAAAAUUUUUACUGGGAUUCAAAUCCUAGUGGAGGCAUUCUUAUAUUUGUAUUUUAAAACCCCUUGUUAAAAUUCCUGACUCCACCACCUUCCAAGUUAUAAUAUCAAUGGCUAAAUUGGGGCGCGACGUCGUGUUUGAGGAUUUAUUUCCUUCAAUGGUGGAGAAACUUGGAGCUGAAGGAUUCUUGAAAGAGCUAAGCAAUGGGUUUAGAAUGCUAAUGGAUGAGAAGAGGGAAGUCAUCACAUUUGAAAGCUUGAAGAAGAAUUCAGAGUUGUUGGGAUUGAAGGACAUGAGUGAUGAUGAGGUGAUGUGCAUGUUGAGAGAAGGGGAUUUGGAUGGAGAUGGUUGCUUGAAUGAGAUGGAGUUUUGUGUACUCAUGGUUCGUUUGAGUCCUGAUUUAAUGGACAUAUCAAGAAUGUGGUUGGAGGAAACUCUUGCCAAGUUGUAGCUGGGCUUUAUUUAAUAUAUCCAUUUUGAUUCUUGUUAUAUAUCUACAAAUCUAUCUAGCUUAUCCAUAUA